Molecule: messenger RNA, 423 nt
Organism: Parnassius apollo (apollo)
Lineage: Eukaryota; Metazoa; Arthropoda; Insecta; Lepidoptera; Papilionidae
Source: the annotation of a GenBank genome assembly
AUGCCAACAUUGUAUAUGCCAGGACCAUUGACCCUUCCAAACUACACUUUUAGUGAAAGAAAACCUAUGAAUCUCAUCCAGACUUACGAUGAUAAUAUUCUAAAACCAGCAACAUCAACAGAUAAAAAAAUAGUCAUGCAAAAUCACGAACGAUUAUUUAUGACAGAAACAGAAAUAGAACUUCAUAAAAAAAUUGUUGCAGCUAAAAUACAAAUUUGUAAAUAUAAUACUAAAGCAAAGAGGCAGUCAGCCGAAUUAAGAGCAGCUAGAAAAUUUGCAACAAAUCCUGAAAAUUUAAAUGCGAUUGAAAAUUGUACAACAGCAGCCAAAAUAUUAAUGCAAAUACAAUGGCGAGAGAAUAGCAAGAUAUUUAAAGGUCGGCGUUUACAUUACAAGAAAAAGUUAAUUGCUUGUCAAUAUUGA